This is a messenger RNA of Eremomyces bilateralis CBS 781.70, 853 nucleotides long. RefSeq names its product peptidyl-prolyl cis-trans isomerase B. Gene Ontology annotation, cellular component: endoplasmic reticulum; fungal-type vacuole. Gene Ontology annotation, molecular function: peptidyl-prolyl cis-trans isomerase activity. The transcript is spliced from 6 exons. The record is from RefSeq and is a predicted model, not a curated record. Lineage: Eukaryota; Fungi; Ascomycota; Dothideomycetes; Eremomycetales; Eremomycetaceae. The coding region runs from base 48 to 674 and encodes 208 amino acids. Gene Ontology annotation, biological process: protein folding; protein peptidyl-prolyl isomerization.
CACUCUUUCUUGGGUAACUCCAGCUACCCAUCCUUCCAUCGUUCACCAUGCCUUCGUUCCCUAGGUUCGUCCUUUCGGUGCUGGCCAUCUUGGCCUUCGCUGUCAUGUUCUUUGCGCAGACGUCGGAAGCAGCGAAGGGCCCGAAGAUCACAAGCAAGGUCUACUUCGACAUCAAGCACGGCGAUGAGGAACUCGGCCGCAUCGUGAUCGGCCUCUAUGGCGGCACUGUCCCCAAGACUGCGGAUAACUUCCGAGCUCUGGCUACUGGCGAGAAGGGCUUUGGAUAUGAGGGAUCUACUUUCCACCGUGUGAUCAAAGACUUCAUGAUCCAAGGAGGGGACUUCACCAAUGGCGAUGGCACUGGCGGCAAGUCCAUUUUCGGCAACAAGUUCCCCGAUGAGAACUUCAAGCUCAAGCACACCAAGAAGGGCCUUCUCAGCAUGGCCAACUCCGGCAAAGACACGAACGGCAGCCAAUUCUUCAUCACCACCGCCAUUACCUCCUGGCUCGACGGCCGCCACGUCGUCUUCGGCGAAGUCCUGGAAGGCUACGAGAUCGUCGACAAGGUCCAGAACGUCAAGAAGGGCUCAGGCGACACGCCCAAAGUGCCCGUGGUCAUCGCCAAGAGCGGCGAGUUGGACAUACCCGAAGAAGGUAUUCGCGCGGAGCUAUAAAUUUCUCGUUCACAUCCACCGUGUUUCCCCGUCCGUUGCCUUUAUACGUUCAGAUUCUUACUUCUGUAGUUCUGUUCCCUGCCAAAGAUCUCGUUGGAAGCGUGGAGCUAUAAAUUUCUCGUUCACAUUGUCGUGUUUCCCCAUCUGCUGCUCUUAUACGUUGAGAUUCUUACUUCUGU